Molecule: messenger RNA, 282 nt
Organism: Penicillium maclennaniae
Lineage: Eukaryota; Fungi; Ascomycota; Eurotiomycetes; Eurotiales; Aspergillaceae
Exons: 2
Coding region: 1-282 (93 amino acids)
Molecular function (GO): DNA binding; protein dimerization activity
Source: RefSeq, a predicted model, not a curated record
AUGGCCGCUAUCAAUUCUACCAGAUCCAAGGAUGUCAUCUCGAAAAGAAAAUUGAUGCGACAAAAACAAUGCCGUCGCAAAACAAGUCUGAUGAAAAAGGCAUACGAAUAUAGUAAAAUGUGCAGCGCAGAUGUAUGCGUGGGAAUUCGUAUCCGAGAGACGGGCCAGCGGAUACUUCGGGAUUUUGGGCUUUCCUUGGCUCGCAAUUGGUAUGUCUCCAACUAUGGCUCUGAUGAAACAACGACUGACCUAUCAAGAACUCCUACUAUCCAAUCCCAAUAA